Messenger RNA from Saccoglossus kowalevskii, 4057 nucleotides. RefSeq names its product EH domain-binding protein 1-like. Gene Ontology annotation, molecular function: protein binding. NCBI's taxonomy places the organism in Eukaryota, Metazoa, Hemichordata, Enteropneusta, Harrimaniidae. The record is from RefSeq and is a predicted model, not a curated record.
GUUUGAUAACAAUAUUUUGCUCACGUUGCUCUUCCGUGAAUUUGUGUGAUCACGAGUUGCCCAAAACGUCAUUUACGUAUUGUGUGUUCUUUACGGAAAUACAAUGUUAUUAACCACAUGAUCCGAUUAUGUUUAAACAAUUUUACUUGCGAUUAUCGGGCAUGUAAAAAUCUUAUGUAUUCAAAAUGGCGGCCUUGUAAACACUGGACUUAUAGUGGAGUGUCACAAUUCUUGUCGGACGGAUAUGAAACUCGAAAGUCCGGGAAAAAACAGACCGAUAUACACUACUGGGACUUUAACACUGAAGUGUUGUGCAACGUAAUUUCAUUUUGAGCGAGAGAUCAGAUUGUAUAUAUAUAUAUAUAAACGAGUGUACAGUAUGCAUACAGCAGAUGACUUAUAGUUGAAACAAUCACUGGUUUAGCAUGAGUUUAUGGAAAAAGCUACAAAGAGUUGGCAAGAAGGCUUCCAAGUUUCAGUUUACUGCAUCUUUUCAUGAGUUGGUGAUUGAAUGUACCAACAAAUGGCAACCUAAUAAAUUGAGAGUAGUAUGGACAAGAAGAGGUCGGCGACAAACUACAGAGCUUUAUGCUUGGGUGCCGGGUAUCCAGGAUCCGUAUAGAGGAAGUGUGGUAUGGAGUGUACCAGAAAAUGUAGUGGUAAAUGUAACAUUGUUCAAGGUAUCUAAAAAUGGCAAGAGAAAGAAAAUAGCUGAGAAGAAUAUAAAUAUGAAAAAAUUUGCAGUAUUACUGCCAGCACAGUCAGAUAUCAAAAUACCACUCAAAAUGUUGAGCAAAAAAUGCAUUGCUGGUUCACUAAGUUGCACCAUUUCUUGUGUGUUACUUAAAGAAGGCUUGGCUACGGAUGAUGAUAUGCAGAGUUUAGCCAGUAUUUUAAGUUACCAGCAAGACGUUGGGAAUAUUGAAGAUUUUGAUGAUGAUGAUGAUGAAGAUUAUGACUUUGAUGAUAAAGGAACAUCUGCUAAAAUAUCUGAACUGGCUAAUCAGUACAACCUAUUUGGUACAGAUGAUAGCCAUGACUCUGACAUUAAUAGGGAGAAUAAUUCAAGUGAUUUAUUUGUAAAGUGCAAUAUAAAGAAAGAAGUUGUGAAACCAGUGACAGGUGGACAAUCAAAGCGAUUAAAUCCCUUUGAUGAUGAUAGUGAUGCAACUGCCGAAGAAGAAGUCACAUCUCUGUCACUCAACCCAUUCGAUGAGAGUGUAUCAUCCACCAACCCCUUUGAAGAAAUAGAACCUCCUUCAACAGGUAUUAAUCAGUUUGAAGAGGAUAGUAAAAAUUCAGCAGCUGCUCAAACUGUGACUUCUUUAAAUCCAUUUGAAGAUGAGGCUCAGGAUGAAAUGGAUGAACUAAAUCCAUUCUAUGAACCUCAAGUUAGCCAGAAAGUAAAAAGAAAAGCACCCCAGCCACCAGUUCAAAAAGCUGAACCCUCUCUAGUUAUAUCUCCUGCUGGAGCCAAAGAUGAUCAGGCGAGUGAACAAAAAGCUGUUAGUUGCAGUAACAAAGCCUACACAGGUUAUCCAGAAGACAACUCCACAGUCUGCUGUCACACCUCCACCUAUACUACUACUGUACCAGAAUGUACUGUAGUUGUACCAUCUCAACCGGUUACCAGUACCUCUCCAGUCACUCUCACCCCUGAACCAUCACCUGGGCCUAGUCCUGGAAAUAGCCCUAAAUCUGGGAAAAAAAUUACACCUGCGCAAGAGUUAUUGGAAUGGUGUAAGGAAGUUACUAAAGGAUAUCGAGGGGUCAGGGUGACCAAUUUAACAACAUCUUGGAGAAAUGGCUUGGCUUUUUGUGCUGUUGUUCACCAUUAUAGACCUGAUCUAAUUGAUUUUGCAUCAUUAUCUCCCCAUGACAUCAAAGGCAACAACAAAAAGGCCUUUAAUAGUGCUGCUAAACUUGGAGUUCCCAAGCUGAUCGAUCCUUCCAGUAUGGUGCUAUUGAGUGUGCCAGAUAAGCUUUCAGUCAUGACAUACUUGUUCCAAUUAAGAACUCAUUUCCUUGGUCAGGCAAUGGAGGUUCAUACUAUUGGAGACCCACAAAAACAAAGCACUUAUGUCGUUGGCAAUUAUGUGUCAGAUAGGAGCAGUGCUGUUUCCGGGGAAACCUUUGCAGCAGAAACAAAAUCUGCCAAAAUUGUUGAAUCUUCAAAAGUUUCAGAGGUUGCCUCAGAUAGUGAUGCAGCUAACAAUGACUGUUUGAAGCAAGAGGAAGUGAAAUGUAGCAGUAGUGAGGAUAGAACAGUUGCCAAUGGAUUGGUAACAUCCGAACAUAAAAUUGGGGUUGAUACCAAAUCUGAAAAAGGAAAAAAAAAAAAUAAGGAUGAUAAAGAGACACAAAAGAAGCAUAAAUACAAAAAGAAUCAUUCGCAUAGUAAAGAUGGAAGUGGGGAAAACAGAACUAAAUAUAUUAAAAACCGAAAAAAGCAUGAUGAAAAUAUUGACGAUACUGCUCCUCUGUCGAGUGAUCUUGCCAAAGCUGAACAGCUUGUGGAAAAAAACCAAAGCACUGAAGAUGAUUCGCAUACUGUGCAAAUGACUUCAUGGGAUCAUGUUGCAGUUACAAGCCAGGUCCCCAGAACAACAGACAGACCAACUCAACUAACAACUCGAAAAUACAAACCUUUUAAUAUUGUUAGUAUAAAUACCACCUCAUUCAUGAAACUCCCACCAACUCCCUCGCCAGAAGUGGAGACUGUGACACCAAAGAUGAUGCCACAUCAGCUGAUAAGAGAACAAGAAUUGAAAAUCCGAGCAAGAAAGUUACUGCAACAAGCUCGUAAAGAUGCUGCCGCUAAAAGCAGUGUAAAGAAAUCUUUGCCAACAACAAAGCCUGAAAAUGUUACCAAGGAGGAGGAAAAAAAGAAAAAGGAACUGAGAGAAAGGGCAAAGAAGCUGAUUGAGCAGGCUAGAAUUGGAAUUAAUAAACCAUCCCCAGAAGGACUAGAUACUAUACUUACUACAAAUUAUCAGCUACCAAGGUCUCAAAGUCAUGAAGGGAGUCGGUCUGAAGGCAGCACCCCAAACAUUACACCAACAAGUCCAGAAGUUAAAAGUUUGAAACUCAACUUAGUUAAGACAACUAUGGUAUCACCCACCCAACCUCCACCACCAAGUAGUGGUGCUUCUACAAGAGCCAGACGAACACAACUACAGUCAUUUAGUGACUUUAUCAAACCACCACCUCCUAUGUUUGUCACAGAGAUUGAAAAAGAUGAUGAGAAACAAGAUAGGACAGAAAGUAAUGAAGAAUCAGAUGAAUCAGAUGCUCUCUCUGAAUCGGAUUCUCAGUGUAGUGCUGAGAAUGUAGAGGAAGAAGAAGAAUUGAGGGAUACUAGCGAGUAUGUUUUGGGAGAAUUAGCAGCUUUGGAGCGAGAACAGAUUCAGAUUGAUGAGAGAGCUGGACAAGUGGAAAAAACCCUCAGAAAAUGUAUGAAUGAAGGACGUCGCACAAAACAAGAAGCUGAACUGAUGCGGGAAUGGUUCACCCUGGUGAACAAAAAAAAUGCUCUCAUUCGUCGCCAAGAACAACUGAGUAUACUAGAACAAGAGCAGGACUUGGAGAGAAGAUUUGAGUUGUUAAAUAGAGAACUGAGGAAAAUUAUGUCCAUCGAGGACUGGCAAAAGACAGAAGCUGAAAGGAAAAGGGAACAGCUGUUAUUGGAAGAGCUUGUUAUUUUGGUAAAUAAACGAGAUGAACUGGUUCAGACAUUAGACGAGCAGGAAAGAGCUGCCGAGGAAGAAUACGAACAUCUGGAAAGUGCUGUGAGCAAAGGUGUGAGAGUCAAACAAGAAAAGUGUGUUGUACAAUAGGGCUGUGCCUUACUGACAUUUCAAUAUGUUACUGACAUGGUGAAUGCAACUUGUGCCAUAUAUUACCAUUCAAAUGGAGAUCACACCAAACUAACCACAACAGAUGUAGUCUACUCCGCUACUCUGCACUCUUGUCAUCAAAAAUAUUGUUCACUCAUGAUUAAUUUCCACUGAUGGAUUGCUAAAACAAAGAGUAAAGAAAGAAAUGUUUUUCACAGUAA